CUGCAUCAAUCAACAGAGGUCAAAAUGGCGGGAAGAUGGGACGGCUUCCAGGGCCUUCCUCACGGCUGGGAGGUGAAGUUUGACGGCAGAUCUGGCAGAUACUACUUUGUCGACCACAUAAAUAAGCAGACAUCAUGGGAGGACCCUCGCCUAAAGAGCGCUCCCCCACCUCCGCCUCACCCAGACACACUGCCAGCAGAGAUGAGGGCACAGCAGGAGAGCCAGUCACUUCCUCAUUACCAGCCUCCCUGGAUGAGCCCCUUUUUAGGGGGUCGGUUCUCCUCCUACUACCCCCCGUAUGGAGGUUAUAACUUGGCGUACAUGCCUCCAUAUGCACUGUAUGGUCCUGUGUAUCCACUUCAGAAUGUGACCAAUGCUCCUCUCCAGGGUGGGUCAGGUAGCAAAUACGGAGGAACGUCAACUACUGAUGCUGGCACAGGACAUGGUAUUCCCUCAGUCCACCAGGAGGCAGGACUGCUGGAAGCUGUUGAACACUCACAGUUAGCAGCUGCCAAGAUCUCUGCUAUGUUCCCCACUGUUCCAGAAUCCCAUAUCAAGGACCUCAUGAAAAAGUACCACAACAGGGAGGCUGUAGUCAUCAGCGCACUGCAGGUACAAAAACACCCACUUGCCACUCCCGGGCCUUACGGUACCUUUACACCUCCUCCCAUGCGUCACUUUAUUCCUACCGCUACUGCACUCAUGGCCUUGCAGAGUACCAAGACAUCAUCAUCAGCGGUCACCUCAACCACAUCAACUUCUGGGAUAACAACGUCUACUACCACUGCCACGUCCCAAGAUAAAAGUAUUACUCAGAUAAUUUCCACUAGUUCACCCAUGACUACCAUUGCUACAAGUAAUGGCAUUGCUGUUACUACCACAGAUACUGAUCAGGUAGUAGUUACUUCGCCAAAGAUCGAUCGUGUGCCAUACCGUUCGGUGUACGAACGAGUUAGAGGGAUUCACCUCGACGAAAAGGCAAGGCGAUCACCUAUGAUUGGUCAACAUGGGUCUCUGGAGAAGGCCGUUGGCUCACCUCACUUGGGUCGUGGAUCUAUUGAUAAAUCUGUAGGGUCUCCCAGACUGAGGCAAGGUUCUCUGGAGCGGUCAAUAGGUUCUCCAUAUCUGGGACGAGAUUCACCGCUACUGUCAUCUCGUGCCUCGUCUCCCCACGCGUUUUUGGAAGGUUCGCCUCGACCCACUGCUCGCUCUACCUCCGACUUUACCCGUUCUCUAAUAGGAUCACCUCGGAUGGAUUAUCGUCACUCGCCCCGGCCCUCUCCACACUCUCCCAAGAUCAAACUAAGAUAUUUGAAGGGAAUAUUCCCAAAGGUGGACCCUACUGUCAUACUGGACGUGCUCACCCAGUGUAACUACAACGUCAAGGAUGCCUCCGAGAAGAUGAUCCUCAUGGGUCACGAGAAGAAAGACACGAUACUAGUGCCGCCCAAACUCAAAGAUCGUCCCGAUGGUAAGGAGAACAAAGCCGCCCCGAAACCUUCUCCUGGACCACCUCGACCGAAGAAUCUGAGCGAGAAACAUAAGAAGAAAGUGCGUAAUGAGCUGACGGUUGAUUAUCCGGCAAUAACUCCGACAGUGGUCACCAUGGCCCUGCAGUCAGUUUUUUAUGAUGAGGCAAGAGCUCGACAGGUUCUCAAUAAUAUGGCUGAAUCGGACCGUAAAACACAAGAGACACUUGCAGCUUCUACACCAAAGAUGUCAAGGUGUUCUGAAAGUAAACCAGUUACUCUGAGUCUGAUUGGAUCUCCUCCGCUGUCUAGAAGAGAUGGUGUAAAGCCCACAAGACCAUCAUUACCAAGAACAAGAAUUAACACUGCCUGGACAGCUGCUCAAACAGUUUCACGGGGGACGAGCACGGAGGAAGACCUGGGUUUUCGCAGUGAGCAACGUACACAUCCAAGCGGUCCCAACACCAAGCUGCAUAAAGGGCCUUCAGAGUGCCUGCUGCUGUCAGAUUACCAAGUCUGGCAUGGCCCUAAUCCAGAAAAUGCAACGGGUCACAGCAAAGCUUUGGCUCAGGGUCCUAAACGCACUCUCCUGCGCGGACCGUCUGGCUUGGCUCGUGGACAGGACCCCACAAUACGCAAAGGACCACAAGGACUUGCCAAAGGAUCAAAAUUUAUCCAGGGUAUUAAGAAGGAACCAUGUUUUUCCACCAAAAUGCUCUAAGGUUUUGUUUUAGCUUUAUUAUUAUUAUGUUACUCUGUGCAGAACUGAGGUAAAGUCAUCCCCUAUAGUCACCAGAUUAAUCAGAUUUUAAAGUGAAGUUUUUAUAGUGCUAAGGUACAAGUCUAUAUUAUAUAUAAUUAAUCAAUACAGUAGUUAGAAUCUGUAGCUGUGAAAAAAGGAAAAUAUUAAUAACGUGUCAAUACCUUUAAUGUUGUUCUUUUGUGACAGUUACUGUGUUAAUUAAAAGGUAUGAAUUUGAAUAUCACGUCCUCUUACAAAAGGUAAAUUGUACCUUGUAAAAUCCAAAUGUCAGUAUUACUAAUGUGAAAAUACCUCCUUUGUGGUAUAACUUCCAUACUGUUUUUAUUAAUGGAUGUGAGGAUUAAGACAAUAAACUAAUGACUAAUUACAAAGGCAGUCUAUUCCAAAAUUUGAUAUAAGAGUCAUGUUAUAUAUGGUUAUAAACAAUAUAGUUCUGUAUGCAGUCUUUUGUGAUAUCAGGGUUAACAAACCCAUACUCUACUGUACUGCCAAGUAAGAAUUUAUUUAGGUAAAUUUGGAACUAUCUUCAGUUGAAUAGUACAGAUAGAUUACUUAAAGGACAUUCUCUUGGCUCUUUUUCCCCGAAUAGAAAUGGUCUGAGAUAUAUCUUAGGGAAGUAUUGUGCAAUAUUGGAUAUAAUUAUUGACCAUGAUCUGUUAUCUUCCACUAGGAGAAUGUGUUGUGCCAAAAGGAAAAGAAAACCAGUAUUUAUUGCAUAUCAGAUUUACACAGGUGAGAAGGGGGGUGUCAAGGUAACAGUACAGUAUUAUGGACAGGUACAAGGUUGUGUUUUAUCUAGUGGCUAUUACUUGUGUUCUGAGUUACUGAAUCGGAAAUGUCAUGUGGAGGUGCGUGACAUUUAUGAUAUAAGAAAAGAAACCCUUCACCAGUAGUUUGUCUUUAUUGAAUAUAUUUGUCUUUUUAAUGCUCCCAAAUUUUUAUUCUUAUUAUGGUAUGGCUUCAAUCAUUAUCAAGUACAUCUGCCUUUGUUGUAUGUUAAUGUUUGGUUUCCAUUGUUUAAUUUAAGUGUUGCUGAAUAAACUCUUAUGUUGGAGAUUAUUAUUCAUAGUGAAAUUCAGAUCAGGUUCACUUUUGACAAUUUUAGCUUUAAGAGUUCCAAGGUUAUAUCAAUGAAAUUUAAUGUUCCUUUUCCUCUUAGUUUUUACUUUAUUAUUUAAUAAAUAUUAGAUAAUAUAAUGGCCCCAGAGUCUCUUCCCAGUUUGAUAACAUUUGGAAUGAAUUGGUGGUUUUUGAAGGUUCACUUUCCUGACUACUUUACUGCAUUUGAUGUCCUUAGUAGAGUAUUGUAGCUGGCCGUGUUUUAAAGGAUUGCGAUGUUGAAAAUGUUGGUUAUACUCGCUGCUGUACCACAAGUGGAUAUAGAACUGGUGGCCGUCCAUUAGUUGCUAAUACAGUGACCUGAACAAAUAUCCAAGCAUUUUGUGUAGCUUCGGUACAUCACAAGAAAUCAUCAGAUUCAAUAAUCAA
Homarus americanus (American lobster) is the source of this 3720-nucleotide messenger RNA. RefSeq lists its product as uncharacterized. Gene Ontology annotation, cellular component: nucleus; cytoplasm. NCBI's taxonomy places the organism in Eukaryota, Metazoa, Arthropoda, Malacostraca, Decapoda, Nephropidae. The transcript is spliced from 11 exons. Gene Ontology annotation, biological process: positive regulation of transcription by RNA polymerase II; hippo signaling. The record is from RefSeq and is a predicted model, not a curated record. Gene Ontology annotation, molecular function: ubiquitin binding; transcription coactivator activity. Bases 25 to 2190 code for a protein of 721 amino acids.